Molecule: messenger RNA, 2738 nt
Organism: Metopolophium dirhodum (rose-grain aphid)
Lineage: Eukaryota; Metazoa; Arthropoda; Insecta; Hemiptera; Aphididae
Exons: 8
Coding region: 1036-2652 (538 amino acids)
Source: RefSeq, a predicted model, not a curated record
UUUUUUUUAUGGAAUUUUGAAUUUCCGGCGGCAUAACCCGGCCUACCACGUCGAACCGCGGUGGUCCUGACCUUAUCACAGUUCCUUAUCACCAGACCUCCUUACACACACCAACCGGCUCGAGACCAACGACCAGACCAAAAGACCACUGCAGUUUCCGACAUCAGUUAAAACUCUUCGCCUACUUGGGGGGUUUGGGGGUCUCCCCCAUCGACGCUCGGAGAGCUAGUACCUAUAUAAAACACAAAAGUUGUUUCUAUAUCCUUUAUGAUGCAUUCCUAAACCAUUCAUUCGAUUGCGAUCAAAUUUGGUACAGAUGUAGAUUAGACAUCGGGGAAAAAGAUAGGCUACAUUUUGUCGCAAAAAAGGUAAAUAAUAGGUCAAACCCGAGGAGGUUCUCAAACAAGGAUUUUGAGAUUUAUUAUGGACAUUUUUGUUUAUUAAUGGUUGCUAUUGGUUUUAAUAAUAUUUAUUAUUAUUAUUAAUGCGAUAAGCCUGUGUAUUUUGGUACAGAAUAUAUCAAGUUUGAACCACUACUUCGCCGGUCGGGAUGGCUAUAAAUUAAAAAAUAAUAUCAUUUACACUUAAGACUAUCAACACACUUCUACAGCGUGUUACACCCAAAAGGAGUUGAACAAUCACAAGAACCUAGUAACACUAAAGCAUUACCGUGUCAGCUAGUAAUAUAUACUAUAUAUAACUGAUAACAUAGUUAUUAUCGUUGACCGAUUACAUCAUGACUAGGUAUGAUAAUAUAUUUUUAAUAAUAAAAUAUGUAUUUAUUGUUGUCGCCGAGUUAUAUUUUUAAUUAAUAUCCACCUGAUGGCAUAGUAACGUCUACAAUAUUUGUAUCUAUAGAUAUAUUACAUUCUAGUUUUACAUAAAAUAACAACUUAAUAUUAAACAAUAGACAUGUUAUUUUUCUCGUAACUACUAUACCGAAAUACCGUCGUAAAGUCAAUGAACGCAAUCAAUUCUGUUUAGAAAAUAUAAAUUGAACACGUUUUUUUGUGAAAGGACAUCUAUAAUAACAUAAUGGCUGGAAUAAUGCAGCAGCUAAGUAUUGAAGAGAAAAUUAACGAGGAUUUUUUAUUCUUUUUAGAACAUUUUAAAGCAGCAUUUGAUUCGUUAAAAUCUGAAAGUGAAAAAGAGAUAUGCAAAAAAUGGUUACAUAAACUCGCAAUUGAACCGUAUAAAAAUACAAAUGAAAAACAAGCACGUAAUAUAUAUUUGUCGCAACUUAUUUUAAGUAUGAACACCCGUAAGAUGACCACUCCGUUCAACGAAACCCCAAAACCGGGUCCGCUGUCUUUGGACGGCGUAUUUCCGGAAAUAACUACCAAAGCCAGCGUGGAAGUCGAAAAAGAAAAAGAAAUCAAUGAAAACAAACAGAAAUGGAUGAAAUUCGUUAAAAAUCGAGAAUUGGAAAUGGUCGACUUGAAUCAUUUGUCGAACGAUGGGCGUACUUACAUAGCGUGCAAGACUUUGCCUGAAAAUGCCGGAUUGUUUGCAUACGUUGCCGUGACGGUGGGUGGAAAUACGGGCUGUUGGGUUAAUUCGUGCGGUCGACCAAUCCAAACACCUGUAGUGAAACCGAUAGAUUUAAAAGUGGAAGCGUCCAACACACCGAAAAGUAACUGUGAACAAGAGGACAAAGUGUAUCAACUGACGGCCGAAGUUAGAACAAUUUUGUCAAAUCGAAAGUCAAAAGAAUCCCGGACGUUGACUUAUGAAUUUUUCAAAAGAUUACAUAAUAACAUUGAACAGGAAAUGUUGUCAGAAGAGGAUCCUAACAGUACUGCUUGCCACGAUCCAUACAUCGAGAAGCUACUUGAAAAAUUAAUAGCUGAAAGCAAAGGAUGUGAUAACUUCAACCCACACUUAUUCAAACGUAUAAAAAUGCUUUCGAUGUUGAAAAAAAGAGUGAAGAAUAUAUUACAAGAAAUCGAAGAGCGUGAACAAAAACUUCAAAACCUUGUAAUCGCUUCGACUUCUCCGAUACUAUCUCUACUUAGCCCAGCCUCGACCUGUUCAAAUUCCAUGACCGAAAUGAUGUGGCAAGGAGCAUUGAUGGAAAAACCCACCAGCAAGAUGGCCGACACGCUGGCCAAGGCAUAUCCUGUAUGUCUGGUUAAAAUGUUGUUGGCACUGUUGGCGCGGGAACGUCGAAAAAUCAUAAAUCAGCUGCAGGAAAAGCAAGAAAAAUUGAUAGUUUCCGUGAAGAAAGAUCUACACAACGAAAUCAAAAGGGGCAUAAUGGCUUACAAGGUGGCCAGAAAAGAAUGGGUGGACGUGAUGCGCGUCGUGAUGCAUUACAACAAGAUAAAAGAAAGUCUGGCCGAAAAAGACAUCGGAGGCAGUUCGAACAGUACCAAAGGCGAUUAUCUGCAGGAAACGAUAAUGAAGGAAAUCGAAGACACCAUGAAGCGACUGGAGAAAGGCAAUGGGAAAAAUGAAAAGCUGGUAGACGACAUUUGUGAGUUGAACAAGUGCAUACACGUGAUUACGGAAAAAAUAGAGCUCGAACGAGUGCAAGCCGAAGACCAAUUACGCGAUUUUCAAAAUGAAAUAUGCACUGAAAAAAGUUUGAUUAUGAAUAGAGCCCAGACUAUUACGAAAUUAGAAAAAAUGGUAAAAGCGACGCAAAAAUAGUUUUGUUUAUUGUGAUUUGAAUACCUACGUCAAUAAUAUAAUAUGUGAUUUUGAUGAUUAUAAUGUUGUGUUGGACACUUGUUUUA